This is a messenger RNA of Oncorhynchus kisutch (coho salmon), 8621 nucleotides long. RefSeq names its product macrophage-stimulating protein receptor-like. Gene Ontology annotation, biological process: protein phosphorylation; multicellular organism development; phagocytosis. Lineage: Eukaryota; Metazoa; Chordata; Actinopteri; Salmoniformes; Salmonidae. The transcript has 21 exons. The record is from RefSeq and is a predicted model, not a curated record. Gene Ontology annotation, molecular function: protein binding; ATP binding; transmembrane receptor protein tyrosine kinase activity. Gene Ontology annotation, cellular component: plasma membrane; signaling receptor complex. Bases 379 to 4512 code for a protein of 1377 amino acids.
AUUAUGCGCGAAGAGGAGGUGAAUGCGUGCGCUCAGUUGAGGAGUACAGCAAACCGUCUGGUGCACUGCAGUCUAUGAUUCACCUUUCGCCUGGAAAUAAAAACUGUUUUCAUUGUUUGAAAAAUAGCGUAGGCUACGCAUACAGCACAUUCUCCAUGAAAAUAAAUAUUGGUGAAGGGAAAACUUUUCGAAGUCCGCGCGUGGUCAAGGAAUUGUCAGUUGCUGUCAAGAGGACAACUCUGAGAUUCGUGACGUUCGUGCAUAACCUCAAACAGAGAUCUGCAGCUGGUCUCAAUAAGGAUGACAUUGUCCAACAAUCAGACCUGGAGGUAACGCAAGGACGUCAGUCUCCCCUUCUCUCUGCAUCUGAGAGUGGAGAUGGUCCACUGGGCCACACAGUGGUUGACAUGUGUCUGGCUCCAGACUGUCUUGACCUCCACAUUGGACACCUGCCCCUCCACAACCCCUAGCCCUGUCAACUUCUCUGUGGUCUACACCAUGCCCUUCUUCCAAACAAAGAGCCCCAUCCAAAACAUAGUGACCAACUCAAUGUACCAGGAAGUGUAUGUGGCAUCUCAGAAUGUGAUCGAGGCUGUGAACAUGAGUUUGGAGAAGGUGUGGGAGCUUCCUACAGGCCCAGUGGGCGGCCCUGAGUGUAAGAUUUGUGAUUUGUGUGACGUUGACAAGGAUCCCAACUUCCUAGAGAACACUGACAAUGAGGUAUUAUUGUUGGAUACAUUCUUUAUGUAUUUAUACUCUUGUGGGAGUUCUCAAUAUGGUGUAUGCCAUUUCCACCAACUUAAGACAGAUGGACAACCACCCAAUAAGAAUUCAUCUAAAUGUUUAUUCAGAAAAGAAUCUAACUCUGCUGCCUAUUGUCCCGACUGCCUUGCCAGCCCGCUGGGCACCAAAGUCACCAUGGUGGAGGAGGGACAGACUGUAUACUUUUUUGUGGCUUCCACUGUAAAUGAUAGCAUGACACAGAGAUAUGACAGGAAGUCCAUAUCAGUGCGCCGACCAUUGGCGUCAGAAGACGGUUUUUACAAUGACGUGCGGGGACUGACCGUUCUGCCUAGCCUGCGCAGGACCUACAACAUUGAGUAUGUCUACAGCUUCUUCACCCAGGAGUUUGUCUACUUCCUGUCCGUCCAGAGAGAGAGCCCUGACCAAGAGUUCUCCCCGUUUCAGACGCGGCUGGGCCGCCUGCCGAGGAAUGAGUGGGAGAUGAGGAGGUACCGGGAGGUGGUUCUGGAGUGCCGGUUUGAACCCAAACGGAGGAGAAGGAACACGGUAAGCGGGAGUGAGGCCUUUAAGGAUGUGGUGUACAACAUGGUGCAGGCCGCCCACUUUGGGAAGGCAGGCAGUGAGCUGGCGGAUGAACUUGGAGCAGAGGAAGAGGAUGACAUCCUGUAUGGAGUGUUCGCUGUCACAGAUGACAAUAGGGUCACAGAGCACGACUCAGCCCUCUGUGCCUUUCCAAUGGACAAUGUGAACAAGGCAAUCGAUGACGGGGUGGAUGACUGCUGUAAGUCUGGCCCAGAGCAGCUGUCCCGGGGACUUUGCCACUUCCAGGCCUGCGAGAGCUGUCCUCAUGAGAGCAUGGAGAACAACGCCACCUGCGGGGACCACCCCACCAUGGUGUCUAAGCCCUAUUACAGAGUGGACCUCUUCAACAGGCAGAUGAAUGACAUCCUGCUCACCUCCCUGCUUGUCACCACCAUAGAGAACAAGACCGUGGCACACAUUGGCACCUCCACUGGACGGCUCCUCCAGCUUGUUUUGAGAAGAUCAAGCCCUAUUAUCUUUGCCAAUUACACCUUGGUAGAGAACCAGAGGGUCUCCCCAAUUGCUGCUGUGUACUCGUCAGAAUCUCUACUGUUUGUGGUUGGAGACAAGGUGAUCCAGGUGCCUCAGAGGGGGCCAGGCUGCCAGCACUUCAUGACCUGUGCCAUGUGCCUGACAGCCCCUGAGUUUAUGGUCUGUGGCUGGUGCUCUGGAGAGUGUUCCUGGGAGGAGGAGUGCAGGGGCCACUGGAGGAACGAGUCUUGCCCCCCUGGUAUUACCGGGUUCUUCCCUAAGACAGCUCCCCCUGAUGGUCAAUCAGAGCUGACUCUGUGUGGCUGGGAGUUUCAGUCUCCCCUGAGGCCUGCCAUCAGCUCCAGAACCCACCUGGUGAGACUGGGACAGACAGCCUGCGCCGUGCUGCCACUGAAGAGCAACAACACACACCUGGUGUGUAAGAUCCACUCUGGGCCCAUUGAGCUGUCCAAAUCAGUUAACAUCACUGUGGAGGUGCAUGAGGAGAAGAUGGAGGGCCGCUACUCCAUCGACGGGAAAUCAGAAAUGCCAGGAUUUACCUUUGUGAUUCCCAACAUCACAGACAUCCAGCCCAACUACGGGCCUCGUGUUGGGGGAACUCUGAUUACUGUGACUGGGCCUCACCUGGGCGCUGGGAAGAACAGGAGGGUCACUCUGAAUGGAGAUCCCUGCCCAAUCACCAGUGUCACAGCGCCCAGAGGGAACAUGUCCUCCAUCAUCUGUCUGUCUCAGCCCAUCGCGGAGGUGAGGGACGUCCCCCUCACUGUGUUCAUAGACAAGUCCCCUGUCCUCACCACCAAAGUCUUCUACUACAAAGAAAACCCAGAGGUCACAGCUGUCCUCCCAGACUGCAGUUUCGACAGGGGGUCAAAGAUAAUCAUUGAAGGGAAGAACUUGGACUCUGUUUACAGGACCAUCAUCCGCUUUAAGCCCAACGAGGGCCACCUGAAGCCUGUCAUCAGAGUGUGCAAAGGCAAGUCUUUGCCUACACGGAUGGAGUGCAUAACUCCUGCUCUCCUCCGGGAAGAAACAGAGGAAGGGGAGCUCUCCUUUGAUAUGGAUGGAGCUGUUGGACUGUGGAAUGGAGAGUUCUCCUACCACCCCUAUGGCGAGCCCAUACCCUUUGAAACUGAGGGCCAUGUACUUAGGCUGUACCAUGGACAAGAUGAAGUGUCACUGCAUCACCAGAAACUGAACCUUGUGAGUUCCUGCAUGACAAUCACUAUGACAGUGGGAGGAGUGGAUUGUGACGCGAAAGUCCUGGACAAUGAAAUCACCUGCAGGAUCCCCAGAAACGUAACCAUCAGUGAAGGACUGCCUGUGAAGAUCUCCAUCAAUGGGCAGGUUCACAACGUUGGGGCUGUGGUCCUGGUCAGUAAUCACUACAUGGUGGGCAUCGUAUUGGGGAUACUGGGGGCCCUGGUGGCGGGGGCUGUGCUGGCCUUCGUAGUCAUGAAGCACCUGAGGAAGCAGAAGAAAGACUCUCAGGUGGAGACCCGUUUGGCCCAAAACCACAACCGCUCCAACAGCAGUAGUCUGGAACUGUCAUCUGUAGCUGACUACAGAAGAGUAGUCCUGCCUCAGAGGCCAAGUUCGGCUCUGGGAAGCCCAGUGGUGUUCCCCAGUCUGGCCUACCCUGCAGGCAGAAUGGACCCCACACUCACCCCCCUCCUACCCCCUGAGAAGAUCUCCAUCUCCAGCUUCAGACCAGAGCUCCUGGAAGAGGUGAAGGAUGUGCUGAUCCCAGCAGACAUGCUCAUUGUCCAGCAUUGCCAGAUCAUUGGCAAGGGUCACUUUGGCACAGUUUAUCAUGGCUACUUCACAGACCACAACAACAGAGAAAUCCAUUGUGCUGUCAAGUCAUUGAACAGAAUAACAGAUGUAGAGGAGGUAGAGCAGUUUCUGAAGGAGGGCAUCCUGAUGAAGGGGUUCCAUCACACCAACGUUCUCUCUCUGCUGGGCAUCCUGUUGCCUCAGGAAGGGCUCCCCCUGGUGGUACUACCUUAUAUGAAACACGGGGACCUCCGCCACUUCAUACGCUGUGAGAAAAGGAACCCCACAGUGAAGGACCUGAUUGGCUUUGGGCUUCAGGUUGCCAAGGGGAUGGAGUACUUAGCACAUAUGAAGUUUGUGCACAGAGACCUUGCAGCACGCAACUGCAUGCUGGAUGAGUCGUACACCGUGAAGGUGGCAGACUUCGGCAUGGCCAGGGAUGUGUUUGAUAAGGAGUACUACAGCAUUCAGGACCACAGGAAGGCUAAGUUACCAGUCAAGUGGAUGGCCAUCGAGAGCCUCCAGACACUGAAAUUCACUACCAAGUCAGACGUAUGGUCCUUUGGGGUGUUGAUGUGGGAGAUGUUAACGAGAGGAGCAAGCCCCUACCCAGAGGUGGACCCCUAUGACAUCACACAUUACCUACUGAAGGGCAGGAGACUCCCCCAACCACAGUUCUGUCCUGACCCUUUGUAUGCCAUCAUGCUGCAGUGUUGGGACCCAGACCCAGAAGUGAGGCCCAGCUUCGCCACGCUGGUGUCUGCUGUCCUGACCAUCCUGUCUGGCCUGGAGGGGGAGCACUACAUCAACCUCAAGGUCACCUAUGUCAACCUGGACCAGCCACGCCCCUAUCCCGCCCUCACUGAGUCCGCAGACGAGUGUGAUUCCUCAGACACUGAAGACACACGCUCAGUGUCCUGAUGUCACACCAGGACAGGUACAUGUAGUAUGGUUUGGUGCUAUGAGCACAAGGACCUCAAAAAGUCUAACUAAAGGUUGUUGAUUAUCUUUUACUACCUAGUGUCGAUAGGAAGCAGUUGCAAUGCACAAAGUCUAACUAAAGGUUGUUGAUUAUCUUUUACUACCUAGUGUCGAUAGGAAGCAGUUGCAAUGCACAAAGUCUAACUAAAGGUUGUUGAUUAUAGUUUGAAACGUCAAAGUGGGAAUUUUUAGCUUGCUUAAAACCCACAUGGAAAACUGAGAUUCCGCAAAUAACAAAUAUAGAGUGGCUUAUUUAAUGCCAAGCCAACAAUAGUAGUUACUAAUAACAUAAAUUGCUAAUGUACGAUGGAAAAUCUGGAUUUUAUGAUGUAAUGUCAAUUUAUUACAUUUCUAUCCCGGGACCAUUCAAUUUUCAACUCACUCAUAGAAAAUCUCCAUAAAUCUACUGUGGAUUAACCAGAAUCCCAUGCCUUUAUCACUGACUGUAUUAGACAAUGUAAACACACUAAUCUACCAGGAGGUGGCGUAAUACCCAUUUUUUUCAGGAAUGUAACAAUUGAAUUGCACCUUUACACAUGCACAAUGUGUUUUAGAUAGAGUGUAAUAAAUUGACAUAUUUAUUCUAGAUUCUUCAUCUGUCAUUUAAGUAGUAUUUAUUUUUUAACAUGAGCUUCUUCCCAUGUGGUGGCUUCAUCCAUUGUUACUGUACACUUACAAUAACAGAUACAAAUGAGACUUGUGUAAACCCUCACUGGCAAACCCCCAUGAGUUGUCCAUCAGGACUGUCAUUGAGCAAGACUUCCACUAGAGGCCAGUGUUUUACUAGAACACUGGAGAACUAUGGUGAAAACACAGCACUUUAAUAUGUAAAUCACAUUUUCUGAACACCAUAAAGUAAAAUGGAGACAUCUCAUUGAAAAACAUGUAUUGGUGUACUUUCCAUAUGCAUAACAUCCUUUCUUUACUCUCAAAUUGCAUAUGUAUCUAUCUUUAAGACUGCACACAGUGGUCAGUAGCUCAUGAGUUGUUUUUGUAAUGAAUAAAUUGGAAGAACAACCAUAAAACACUCAUCCAAAGACGAGCUGACUUUCUAUGGAAAAUAGCAGCAAAGUUGAAAAAGAAGUCACAAUAAUCCGGCUUCUUGCACACAAAAAUAAUAAAAGACAAAUAAAACCAGAGGGAAAUAAACAUAAAGUUUUUCUUUAUUUCCAAGCUACCAAAGAACAAAAGUGAAUUCCCAGAUGGCGGAGACUUUGAUUCGUUCUGAGAGAAACGCACAUCGUCAAAGAAUGUGUCUGGGUACCGGGAGGGCAGAACCCUGGGUUUUACAGAAGGAGGGGAUGAAGAGCCUGCUCUUUCUCUCACCGCACUGCCUGCCUGCCUGUGUGCGUGCAAAGAGUUACAGUCAGCGUCAGAAUGGGUAAUAUUAAUAAAUGGGUCUUAAAUACAUCUAAAACCAAAAGCAUUGUAUUUGAUUCAAAGCAUUCUCUUAGACUUAAACCUCAACUUGAGUUGUGCGUAAAGGGUGUAACCAUUGAACAUCGGAUCCUAGGAGUGACAUUGGAUGGUCAGUUAUCAUGGUCAAGUCAUAUGGCCAACGUUGUAGUGAAGAUGGGGAGAGGUAUGUCUGUUAUGAAAAAGACGUUCUGUGUUUUUGACACAAAGAUCAACUUUGAUUCAGGCUUUGAUCUGGUCCAAUCUCAAUUACUGUCCAGUAAUAUGGUCAGGUGCUGCAAAGAAAGACCUAGCAAAGUUGCAGCUGGCUCAAAACAAAACAGCACGCCUUGCCCUUAACUGCACACACAGAACUAACAUCAACAGCAUGCAUAAUAGUCUUUCAUGGUUGAGGAGAAAUGUACUUAUCUUAUAGUCUUUGUAGCCUGUUCCUGCAGUCAAUGGCCUCAUGGGUGGAAUGUUAUUCAUAUUUUUCAUAGUUUCAUAAUUAAUACGGAUUAUCCCCCCCCAAAAAAUAUUGUGUUGAUGUCAAAUGGUUUUGUUAUAUUUCUCUUCUUCUGUGAUGUAUAUCAAGUGUAAUAAUACUCUGUCGUAGUACAGGUGUCUUCUUUUUGUUAAGCCCAUUACCAUGUGUGUGAGGUGCAUACUUUUGUUUCAAAGUAGAUUUGUUAAAUCACUCUGUGUGACCCUGAUUUAGCCCACUACAGUAAAAGGUUAAGAAACAUUUGAGUGUUGAAAAUGCCUAACUACUUGUAUAAUCCAAUUGCAUACACUUCAAACAGACAUACAUACCCCACCAGACAUGCCACUAUGGGUUUCUUCAUGGUACCCAAACCAAAAACAGAUUUAAUGCAUCACUCAGUUAUCUAUAGCGCCAUGUCAUCGUCGAAUGUUAUGCCACCAGAGGUUACUCAGGAAAAAAGCAAGUUUAGCUUUAAAAAACAGAUAAAAUCAUCUUGUGUCACAGCGCCUCUCCUCUUUCUAAAUACCUAAUUUAACUGUACUGUAUACAGUGCAUUUGGAAAGUAUUCAGACCCCUUGUCUUUUUCCACAUUUUGUUACGUUACAGCCUUAUUCUAAAAUUGAUUAAAUAGUUUUUGUUCCUCAGCAAUCUACACAAUACCCCAUAAUGACAAUGUGAAAACAGGUUUUUGGAAAUGUUUGCAAAUGUAUUACAAAUAAAAGACAGAAAUAGCUUAAUUACAUAGCUAUUCAGACCCUUUGCUAUGAGACUCGAAAUAAAUUGAGCACAGGUGCAUCCUGUUUCCAUUGAUCAUCCUUAAGAUGUUUCUACAACUUCAUUAGAGUCCACCUGUGGUAAAUUCAAUUGAUUGGACAUGAUUUGGAAAGGCACACACCUGUCUAUAUAAGGUCCAACAGUUGACAGUGCAUGUCAACAAAAGAAACAAGCCAGGAGGUUGAAGGAAUUGUCUGUAGUAUUGAGGCACAGAUCUGGGGAAGGGUACCAAAACGUUUCUGUCGCAUUGAAGGUCCGCAUGUACACAGUGGCCUCAAUCAUUCUUAAAUGGAAAACGUUUGGAUCCACCAAGACCCUUCCUAGACCUGGACAGCUGGCCAAAUUGAGAAAUUGGUGCAGAAGGGCCUUGGUCAGGGAGGUGACCAAGAACCCGAUGGUCACUCUGACAGAGCUCCAGAGUUCCUCUGUGGAGAUGGGAGAACCUUCCAGAAGGACAACCAUCUUUGCAGCACUCCACCGAUCAGGCCUUAGUAGUGGCCAUACGAAAGCCAAUCCUCAGUAAAAGGCACAUGACAGCCCGCUUGGAGUUUGCCAAAAGACACCUAAAGACUCUCAGACCAUGGUUCUCUGGUCUGAUGAAACCAAGAUUGAAUUAUUUGGCCAGAAUGCCAAGCAUCAGAAUGCUUCAUCCCUACGGUGCAGCAUGGUGGUGACGGCAUCAAUCUGUGGGGAUGUUUCAAAGCGGCAGUGACUGGGAGACUAUUCCAAAUACAGGUGUGUCAAGCUUGUAGCGUCAUACCCAAGGAGACUCGAGGCUGUAAUCUCUGCCAAAGGUCGUUCAACAAAGUACUGAGUAAAGGGUCUGAAUACUUUUGUAAAUGUGAUAUUUAAUUUUUAAAUUUUUAAUAAACUAGCAACAAUUUCAACAAAAAAAAGUUUGCUUUGUCAUUAUGGCUUAUUGUGUAGAUUGAUGAGGGAAAAAAAACAAUUUAAUACAUUUUAGAAUAAGGCUGUAACGUAACAAAGUGGAGUCUGAAUACUUUCUGAAGGCACUGUGUAAGAACAUUAAUAUGUAUACAUGAAUAGUGUGUAACAAGUAUUUUGGAUGUCUCUUGGUGUCUUUACACUAUAUAACUGUCUAUUGUUAAUUUUUAAUUUAAUGUAAUAUCUUGUGGUGUUCUUGCCUAUAACUGUUCUGUACUUUGUCAUGUAUUUGUACAUUUUAUGUGGACCCAAGGAAGAGUAGCUGCUGCAUGUGCAGUAGCUAAUGUGGAUCCUAAUAAACUAAACUAAACAUGCUGCAAUCCAGUUGAAUUGGACCGAUUUACAAGUUUUCACUCUGAAAAAUGUUGUUAAUUUAAUCUGAUUGUUAUAUGGUUCCAUGACUUUGUCCACACAGGGCAUCUGAACACACAAAAUACAUGAUUAUGAUUUU